AUGGAUGAUAUAUAUUCUCAAAUGACUGAUAAAUUUAAUUGCGAUUCUUCAAAUAGAACAGAUGAUUACUUUAUGCAAGUUUGCCAGCCAUUAUAUUCAAAUAGAUGUUAAUAGAGAGAAGAGAUUGAAUUCAAAUUUAGACAAUCAAAAUAAGAUUAUGUGUUUCCUCGAAUACCUUUUGAAGAAACACCUGAAAAAUAUUAAACAAUUGAAUCUCCUCAAAGAUUAAAAACAGAAGGAAAUGAGAAAUCAGAGGAUCAAUUAGAUCUAAAUUUUAAUUUCAAUAGUUCAUCAGAGCAUUUAUCAGAUGAUGCAGUAGUAUUAUAACCAAAACCUUACUAAUAAAAAUUAAAACCUCCUUAACCUAAAAAGAUCAAAAAUGCAGCUACUUAAUAAACCUAUAGAACCAUCUUAAAUGAUUUAGAAAGAAAGUUGCAUACAAUUAACUGCAAAGAUUUUGUUAAGAAAAAAUGGGAAUAAAAAGGAGCCUCCAGAGCAAAGAGCAAUUCCAAUAGUACAACACAUUAUAAUAGCCAUUAUCAACGGAAGUAUAAGUAAAAAAAAUCAAAGACCCUUUGAAAUAGAUACCAAAACCUCCUCUGUGAAGAAGUCCAUUCCAACUGAAUCUAAAAAGUCUCUUAGUAAAACCAAUCUAGCAGCCAUUUUAUCAAAAUAGAAAAGUAAGAGUAAUCCAUCCAAGACCAACAACAUUUUUAAUGUUAAUAACAGUCAUAUCAAUCUUAAUGUUAAUAUUAAUAGUUAAACCAUGGAUUUACAAUAAUAAGCUCUAACUGUUGCAUAAAUAUUACAAAAAAAAUAAUUACUCAAUAGAUCAUCCUUAUCCAGUUAUCAGAGAAAUUCUAAUCGAUGUUCUACUGAACCUAUGGAAGAAAUGAAAGCAAGGCUAUCAAAUAAUAAUUAAAAAAAUAAAACUACUAUUACUAAUUAAUCUAGAUGUAAUACUGGAAUGGAUGUCAGAGCCUAAAGCACUAUCCAAUACUUAAAUCAAAUGAAAAAAUAAUAAAUUAAAAAGCAUUAAAAAUAGUAACAUCAAAUUGUUCAAUAAAAAUAACAGCCUACUAUGCAAAUUAAGCCUUAAUAAAAUAUAAAAUAGUAAAAAUUUAUAAUAUUAAAGGAGAUCUAGUACAAAUACUUCAAAACCAAGAAUUUCAUCUGGUUAAUAUAAGAAAUAUAAUUUAUCUAUAGAAAUGAAUUGA
Messenger RNA from Paramecium sonneborni, 1217 nucleotides. The record is from the annotation of a GenBank genome assembly. Lineage: Eukaryota; Ciliophora; Oligohymenophorea; Peniculida; Parameciidae.